Molecule: messenger RNA, 1118 nt
Organism: Prosopis cineraria
Lineage: Eukaryota; Viridiplantae; Streptophyta; Magnoliopsida; Fabales; Fabaceae
Product: cysteine-rich receptor-like protein kinase 42
Exons: 4
Coding region: 50-895 (281 amino acids)
Cellular component (GO): plasmodesma
Source: RefSeq, a predicted model, not a curated record
UCGGCCAAUCAUUCAUUCUUCUUCCUCCCUCUCACCCUCUUCUGCAAGAAUGAAAAACACCGCGCGGCAGAACCUUCAACAAAAGCGUCCCUUCUUCUUCUUCGCAUUCUUCUUUAACUUCAUGAUCUGGUCAUGGUGGACUCUUGACGGCGUCGUUUCAGACCCGCAGACCAAUUUAGUGAAACUGUGGUGUGACAAUGAAGGCGACAUUGACGGGUCCAUCAUGAAGGAGAUCCUAAACGAAACGCUUCGAGAACUGAGAGCUCAGAUCAAAGACCGGAGCAAACGCUUCGCCACAGCGCAGGCAGUGAAGUCCAGCAUCCCCGUUUAUGCCCUUUUUCAGUGCAGAAACUACCUCUCCGUCGCCGACUGUCUCUCUUGCUUCGACGUCGCCGCCGUGAAUAUCCGAAAUUGCUCCGCCAGGGCAUAUGGCGGCCGUCUCGUCUACGACGGCUGCUUCCUGAGGUACGAGAGCAGCCAAAUAUUCGAUUGGGCAAGCGAAAGUUGGAACAACAUAGUCUGUGGGAAUCAGACAAUAAAAGAUUCCCCUGAUCUUGCUUCAACUGUGCAACAAGUUAUCAACAAUCUAGACAUAGCAACCCCAAGAAUCCCUGGAUUCUAUGUGGCCACUAAGACGCCUGUGCCGAACAGUAAUGGUUUGAAUAUUUAUGGCUUGGGUCAAUGUGUUGACACUGUCUCACAAGCUGGGUGCCAGACUUGCAUGGACAUUGCGUUAGCACACUUUAAGACUUGUCUUACCAACACAGAUGCUAAGAGCUACGACAUUGGCUGUUUUAUGAGAUACUCUACCACCGCCUUCUUUGCUGAUAAUCAAACCACUGAUAUCAGCCGCUUCUUAUUGAAACAUGCUGGUUCAAGCAAUAAGGGGCCAUGAUUGGUUUUAUUGUUGGAGGUAUAGUGCUUGUUUUGAUCUUCCUUGCAUUUUUUGCCUGGAUUAGAUCACCAAAAACCCGAAGAGGGUUCCCAAAGGAGAUAUAAGUGGGAUAAGCAUGUUGAAAGGCCCACUUAAUUACAGUUAUGGGGAUUUGAAGUCGGCAACAAAUAAUUUCAGCCUUGAAAAUAAACUUGGAGAAGGAGGAUUUGGUGCUGUAUAUAAG